This is a messenger RNA of Suricata suricatta (meerkat), 1128 nucleotides long. It is a transcript of the gene PLA2G5, whose product is annotated as phospholipase A2 group V. The transcript is spliced from 5 exons. Gene Ontology annotation, biological process: phospholipid metabolic process; arachidonate secretion; negative regulation of T cell proliferation. Gene Ontology annotation, molecular function: phospholipid binding; calcium ion binding. The record is from RefSeq and is a predicted model, not a curated record. Bases 221 to 637 code for a protein of 138 amino acids. NCBI's taxonomy places the organism in Eukaryota, Metazoa, Chordata, Mammalia, Carnivora, Herpestidae.
CCCGCUGGUGCGGGCACAAGUCUCUCAAAACCCCCAGGCCUGUCUUCACUUGCUCCCAUUCACACCUUUAAGAUUCUGGAGACCAAGAGUCGAUUGGGAUUCACAGCCUGUGGAGCUCCCCGUUGUGGCGGGAGGCAGGGAGCCGCAGGGCCUGGGACCCGAUGGGGCUGCUCAGGCCGCAGGAGCGAGCGCGGAGGCCAGGCCAGAGAGAACCCCAGAGAUGAAGGGUCUUCUCACACUGGCUUGGUUCCUGGCUUGUAGUGUGCCUGCUGUGCCAGGGGGCUUGCUGGACCUCAAGUCCAUGAUCGAGAAGGUGACCGGAAAGAACGCCUUUACGAACUACGGCUUCUACGGCUGCUACUGUGGCUGGGGCGGUCGGGGGACCCCCAAGGACGGCACCGACUGGUGCUGCUGGGCGCACGACCACUGCUAUGGGCGGCUGGAGGAGAAAGGCUGCCACAUCCGGACACAAUCAUACAAAUACAGAUUUGCACGGGGACUGGUCACCUGUGAGCUCGGGGCCCUCUGCCAAGUGCAGCUCUGUGACUGUGACCGGAAGCUCGUCUACUGCCUCAAGAGGAACCUGAGAACCUACAAUCCCCGUUACCGAUACUUUCCCAACAUCCUCUGCUACUAGAUGCCCUCAGUGAGCACCUUGCUGACCAAACGUUCCCCCGCUUCUACUAUGCAGAGCUCACUGACCCUGCUGGGUUCCCGAGAGAGGCUGGCGGUCCUGGACCUCCUCCUCUCUCCAUGGUCCGCGGGGCCUGGCGGAGCCCCAUGGCCGCACCCCACGUCCAGAGAGUCCCAGGAGAAGGACUCUGGUCACAGGACCCAGGAAGUUCCCCUUGAGAGAUUAGCCCUCUGAUGCUGAGAGCCUGGCCCUCACCCCAGGCUGCUGUCUCCCCGUUUGCUCUGAGGACAGCGCCCCUUCUCCGGGAAGAUACGUUUACUUUUCAGUUUCUGCAGUAGGAUUAUCGCUACGACCCUCUAGAGAAUUUUUACCCCAGGAAGAAGGAAAAUUGACCCCCUAAAAUUCUGCCACAGAGCUGUUAAGAAAUGUAUUCUUUAGAAAAUUUUUUAAUGUUUAUUUAUUUUGGGGGGCUUAGAGAGAGAGAGAGAAAAUGA